Messenger RNA from Cataglyphis hispanica, 659 nucleotides. RefSeq lists its product as uncharacterized. Bases 253 to 627 code for a protein of 124 amino acids. NCBI's taxonomy places the organism in Eukaryota, Metazoa, Arthropoda, Insecta, Hymenoptera, Formicidae. The transcript is spliced from 4 exons. The record is from RefSeq and is a predicted model, not a curated record.
GGCAACUUGUCGGCUUGAUUGCAAAAUAACUGUUCGUGAAAUAAGUGUAUUCUAAAUACACAGUUUUUUUUUCUUUAUAUUUUGAUACUUUUAAAAAUUAUUUACAAUUGUGAUGAUAUCAACGAUUAAUAUUGACUAUAAAGAGAACCGAUUGGCAAAUUCUACAUAGAAGCCUAGUCAGUUAUACAGAAGAAAAAAAAGAAGACGAAUAAAGAGAGAUUUUUAUUAUUUCACAAAUAUAAAAUAAUAAAUAUGUGUGAAGAGACAACUGUAUAUUCAGAAAUGGAUGACCUCGAGCAACAGUGCGAAGAUGCAUUGUUUGAAGUUUGUGAUGCUAGGGAAAGGUACCCAUUGCAAUGUGCGAAAGAACUAGAAAAUUGCAUCAAACUUACUAAUGAGAUAUGUAUGGCCAAGGUUCUUGUAAAGCCAAUAAAAAUUCCAGAUUUGCCAUCUUUGACAAACAAACAAUCUGCAAUUGAAAAAAAUCUUUCCGAAGCAGCUGAACUGCUAAAAACACAAGAAUAUAAAUUGCUAAUAAUGAUAGACAAGAUUGAAAAUUUGACAGCUGUGUUAGAUCAGAUAAAAAGGGACAAAUUAUGCAAUAUAAAUAAAUUAUUGUGGCAAUAAAUAUAUUUUUCAAUUGUAACAUUAUCAUUGAA